Messenger RNA from Scophthalmus maximus (turbot), 5141 nucleotides. RefSeq names its product guanine nucleotide-binding protein G(s) subunit alpha-like. The record is from RefSeq and is a predicted model, not a curated record. NCBI's taxonomy places the organism in Eukaryota, Metazoa, Chordata, Actinopteri, Pleuronectiformes, Scophthalmidae. Gene Ontology annotation, molecular function: D1 dopamine receptor binding; corticotropin-releasing hormone receptor 1 binding; insulin-like growth factor receptor binding. Gene Ontology annotation, biological process: adenylate cyclase-activating dopamine receptor signaling pathway; sensory perception of chemical stimulus. Gene Ontology annotation, cellular component: heterotrimeric G-protein complex. Bases 1629 to 2768 code for a protein of 379 amino acids. The transcript has 12 exons.
UGUGAAAGUUCAAACCGGAAGACGGGUUUAAUCGUCCCGGAAAACUUGACCGCGGUUCUUCGUUCCCAGGGUUCCGUGAGAGCCGUUUGCCCCACCCCACCUCUCCAGCGCUAUCUAUCUCAAUGUACGAUUCUCGGAGAAAAACGGGGGCAAAAAUAAUUCAGAGCACCGCGGCGAACAGACGGCUCCUCGCCUCUACGGACCGGUCGAUCGGAGCGCACGCGGCCUCGCGGCGGUUGGGGACGAGCGUGUCGCCGCCGGACCAGUGAUUGAAAACACCGCGGUAUGUGUCCGUGUCUCGUGCACAUGUAGCCACAGUCCGCCGUACAGACUCAGCGGGACUACGAGGAGCGCGAGGGGACCUGACAGCGAGCCGUACCUGCGCCCAACGACAAGAGGGGGGAGGACGUUGACGCGAGGCGACUUUGGUUUCUUCUCCGCGAAACACACCACCUGGAUAUUGCGCCCGAUUCAAGGACAUCCAGCCGCCGACGGACCUCGCCUGAGCCCGUCCGCAGGAGGAAGCCUUCCGAUGUGAGGAGGAGCACACGUUCACGCUCACGGAGAGAGAAGGACGGAGAAGGGGCCUGGGGUUUCUUUUUUUUUUCUUCUCUUUUUUUGGGGGGGUGGUGGGGGGGGGUGGUCUGGUCAAACCCUCCGACUAGGCGAGCACUCGCAUCUGUUGACGGGCAGCAGCCCGCAGGGAGAACCGAGGUGUAUGAUGUGACAGAGAGAGGAGAAGCCCCGGUGCAGCCUGAUGAUUCACAUGCCGUCAUUUUAAGAGGAAAUAUUUAUUUUUAUUCCCCCUCCCUCCCUCCCUCCACUCGUCCUUUGAUGUGCUCCGGUUUGACAAACUGAUUUGCUAAGAACCCCACUAAAAAAAAAAAACAACCUACAAAAAUCUUGAAAAAAAACCAUCAAAAACCCAAAAGCAUAUUUACCCAAAGGAAGAAAUACAUUUUAAAAAAAAACAACAACAAAAAAAGCGAGUGGAAAUGAAUUGAAUGUGUCAGUGGGAGAUCUGUAUCUGCCGCCGAUGGGCUCGGGAGGAGACGAUUGCUAAGAAAGAGAGAAAGAGAGAAAUAUAUCAGCGUGAAGAUAUUUAUAUUUAAAGAAGAAGGGGAAAAAACAAAAACCCAAAACAAAACAAAUUGCACCGUUUGAAUUGAAAAAAGGGAAACGGGGCCGCCGACGUCCGUUGACGUGCACGCGCGAGGCCGGGACUCUCAUCCACUCGUGUCGGCGUUGAUGACUUCAUUGCGGAUUUACAGUGAAAAACAGAGGAAUCGAGCGUCGGCGAGGGGCCGAGCUGUCGGACUGGUUGAUUGCCAGUAAAUAGCCCCAACCAUCCAUCACACACACACACACACACACACACUGCCCACUGACAGGUUCACAUCUGUUUGCGUCCGGCGACAUCGAUGUCACCCAUUUUGAGCCUGGUGUUCCUCUGCUGGGCCUGUCUGGGAAUUUAGGGUUUCCAUUGAUUACCCCCCGCCCCCCCUUCUUCUGAUCAACACCAUCCCUUCCUCCCUCCUUCCUUUCCUGCCUCCCCCCCAGCACCCUACACCACCCUCCUCGCCCGUCCUGCCUCCUCCCCUGAACCUGUCACUGGGUUUCUCGGGAAGAUGGGCUGUCUCGGCAAUAGUAAGACGGAAGACCAGCGGAACGAGGAGAAGGCACAGAGGGAAGCCAACAAGAAGAUAGAGAAGCAGCUGCAAAAAGACAAGCAGAUAUACCGGGCCACUCACCGGCUACUACUAUUAGGGGCCGGUGAAUCCGGGAAAAGCACGAUAGUCAAGCAGAUGCGAAUAUUGCAUGUGAAUGGCUUCAACGCAGAGGAGAAGAAACAGAAAAUUCAUGAUAUUAAAAACAACAUUAAAGAAGCUAUAGAGACGAUUGUGGCCGCCAUGACUGCGCUCUCACCGCCAUGCCAGUUAGCCGGUCCUGCAAACAAAUGCCGACUCGAGUACGUCCUGAACCAAGCAAACCAGAAGGACUUUGAGUUUUCUACGGAGUUUUACGACCAUACAAAGAUCCUCUGGCAGGACAAUGGUGUGCGGGCCUGCUGGGAAAGGUCCAACGAAUAUCAGCUCAUCGACUGUGCACAGUACUUCUUAGACAGGAUUGAUGUGGUGAGGCAGAACGACUACACACCCACCGAUCAGGACCUGUUGAGAUGCCGAGUGCUGACAUCCGGGAUCUUCGAGACGAGAUUUCAAAUAGACAAAGUCAAUUUCCAUAUGUUUGAUGUUGGAGGUCAGAGGGACGAGCGUAGAAAAUGGAUCCAGUGUUUUAACGAUGUGACAGCUAUCAUCUUUGUGGUGGCGAGUAGCAGCUACAACAUGGUGAUCAGAGAAGACAAUCAGACCAACAGACUACAGGAAGCCCUCAACCUUUUCAAGAACAUCUGGAACAACAGGUGGCUACGGACCAUUUCGGUAAUCCUCUUCCUUAACAAACAGGACCUGCUCGCGGAGAAGGUUUUGGCAGGGAAAUCUAAAAUCGAAGAGUAUUUCCCAGAGUUUGCACGCUACACUACACCUGAUGAUGCGAUACCAGAGCCAGGUGAGGAUCCCCGCGUCACAAGGGCAAAGUACUUCAUCCGGGAUGAGUUUCUGAGGAUCAGCACAGCCAGCGGGGACGGACGACAUUACUGUUACCCCCACUUCACCUGCGCGGUCGACACGGAAAACAUCCGCCGCGUCUUCAAUGACUGUCGCGACAUCAUUCAGAGGAUGCACCUACGGCAGUACGAGCUCUUGUGAUGAGGAGCGGCGUCCAGUCUACUCAUUUACCUACCUAUCUACCCCCUCCCCCCCACGACCAGUUAGCCAAUCACCCCCGCCCAAACAACCCCCCCUUCACUUCCAACAACUUCACCAAACAACUGAGCGAACAAGAGGGCGACUGAGCGCCAGCCCUCCCCUGCACCCCGAUACAACUUCACCCUCCUGUCAAGACAAUUUCAGAAAAACAGAACAGUUGAAAAGAUGUUUUUUUUUUUUUUAAAGGAAACACAGUUAAAGAUUCACCAACAACAGUUUCUUCACCUAUUAACCAGGACUGAUUGACCCAGGCAGGAGAGUCAAGACUGAUUUGAUGUCCUUAGUGCAGGUUAUUCGUCCUUUUAGCUCUUUCUUUCUCUCUCUCUCUCUCUCUCUCUCUCUCUUUCUCUCUCUCUCUCUCUCUCUCUCUCUCUCUCUCAGAUAUAUGAACACACACUCGCAGGUACACACACACAGACACACACUCACGCGCUACAGCGUUAUACAGUUUUCAGAACCCUUAAAUAGGAUUCGAUGUCUCAUAUCACACACAAACACACAGACCCUUUUGAAAGUCCUCCUGCUUGUAAUUGUUGGGCAGAGGCUGGAUUGAAUAACGCAAUCCUGAGAGAGAGGUUAGUUGAUUCACCGCGUGCUGAAGACGAACCAGGAGGAGGAGGAGAGACGGACGAACAUGGAGGGUUGCAAACUAACCGACACAGCGGAGGGCUGUGAGCCUUUUUGGGGUUUUUUUGUGGGGGACGGACUUAUUGACUUAACUGCUGCCUGCGGACGUGAGCAUGACAAGAACAUAAGACCACGCGGCUCACAUGACCUGCUCUUCAGGAAAUCAGGAGAGGAGGGAAUGGCAGAAAACGACAUAAACCGGAAAAAACAACAACAACAGAAAAACACCAUACAAUGCAUUAGUCCAUGCAUACCAGUGAACUUCAUGCAGUGCAAAAAAAAUCCAAGCUAUAUAUAUAUAUAGAUAUUUAUAUAUGAGUGUAUAUAAAUAUGUAUAUAUAUAAAUAUAAAUAUUAUAUAUUCCUGUAAUAACACAAUUCAACUUUUAAGUUUUUGUUAGUUUUUACCUGUGUGUGUGUGUGUGUGUGUGUGUGUGUGUGUGUGUGUGUGUGUGUGUGUGUGUGUGUGUGUGUGUGUGUGUGUGUGUGUGUGUGUGUGUGUGUGUGUGUGUGUGUGUGUGUGUGUGUGUGUGUGUGUGUGUGUGUGUGUGUGUGUGUUCUGCCUUUAUGCAUCAUUUAGACCCCCCCGCCUAGACACACACACACAUACAUACACACACAUCCUGGUCCCCACAGCCCCUGCUUCCUUUUAAACAAAAACAAAGACGAGAGAUUUUAUUUAAUAAGGAAAAAACACAAAAGGAAAGCAUGAAGUAAAAGAAACAACUCAAGAAGACUGGAUGCAACAUUUUUAUGUGGGAACACAUACACAGACACAGACACACACGCUCCAGCCCUCACCAGCCCCCUCCCUCCCUCCCCACACACACAAUACUCCCCCUCACCUUUUUUCGUCUUGUUCUCUCACCUCUUCCAGUCCCACCUCCGUCCCCCUCCCUCCCACCUCCCCGGCUUUAAGUACGUCUGUCUUUAUUUUACUGCUGGACUAUUAUUCUUGUACAGAAUGUAAAAUGUAUUAUUUUGUACAACUUUAUUGAAGAAAAAAAAAUAACUUGUAGAAGAUCCCUGUGCCUUGAUCACGACUGUACAUGUAAAAAAAAAUGAGCUAAUAUGUAAGUUAUGUUUCACUGCGCUGUACAGCUGGACGGGUCUGUCCCACCUCGUCCGUGCUAGCUCACCCCUCCGCCGGGGCCUGUGGGGGGAGGGGUAUCGGAUCGGGGCGGAGGCCUUCUGUCUGUUGCUUAGUUCCUUUCUUCUUUUUUUUGUGUUCCCCCCCACAUUUGUUUGUUUGUUAAUUAAUUUGUUUUGCUUUGACUCUCCUUUGGUUUAUAUAAUAGGAUUUGAAGAAAAGAAAAAAAUGAAGAAAAAAAAAGAUAAUCAGACACACCACCUUAAUGCUGUGUAGUGAACGAUACUGAACCCUAACACAAUUUAAUAUAUAUAAAAUAUAUUUCAGAUUUUAUAUUUUAUAUAUAUGUACUGUACACUUAUAUCUAUCUCCCUUGUGAGCUGUCCCCCCCAGCCUUACUUUGCUUUCUGUCAGUAACAUCUGCAUACAUUUUCAGAAGCUGGCGAUUCUGGGUGCAGUGGGAUGGGUAUUAAUUUCUUUUCUUUCGUUUUUUUGUUUUUUUUUAGCUUUAACUCUUGAAGGAGAGGGAAAUAUCCAAUUGCAAAACAUUGCUUGUUUCUACAUAAACCAAAUUCUUUUUGCUUAAACAAGAAGAAA